AUGCGCCAGUCUGGAUUGGCGGUUGAGGAGCUUCAAAUCCUGGGAGUUAACAUCUUGGAUGACCUGCCCUGGGCCCAACACAGAGCUCGAUUGCCGGAGUUUACCAUCCACGUGGAACGCAGCCAGAUAAAUGUCGCCGUCGGGGAUGAUGCGUUACUUUCCGUGCGGCCGUCGGCAAAAGUCAGGAGUGGUUACUGGCACUUCGGGGAACAAGCUAUUGCCGUUUGGAAUGCUGAUGGGAAUGAUUAUGUCAAUGGGUAUCAAUCACAGUCAAGAUUAUUCCCCAACGGGUCCCUCCUGCUGAAUUCGGUGAAGGUUUCUGACAGCGGGACGUACCGUGUGCACAUGAAUCCAAGCGAUGGCUCUCAAACAAUGGUGAACAUCAUUCUGGAGGUCUCUGCUACCAGCACAACAACGCUCCGAACUGUUGUGACGCAGAUAGUAGAGCUGCAUCGCUUGACCUCGGGGUACCGGGUUCGAUCCCGACCCCCGAUGCUGUUGGGAAGAACUGCCAUUUGUGCAUUUCGGUUUGAGUCAUUGCGAUUGUGUUUACGGGACAAUCCCUUCCCUCUUCGCCGGCUGCAGAUUGAGGUGGCGGAGGAAGGGGUGCGAUGUGGGGCGGCGUGCGAGUGGGAGAGAGUUGUUUUGACUGUUUCGGGGGGGUGUUUCAGCGCAGAUAAGAGCGAGCGUUGGAAGCGGGCCACCGGCGCAUUCCGGCGAUGUGACUCACUCGCUGAGCUCUGUAGAGAGGCGGCUGCAGCGAAGAGGCCGGCAGCAAAGGACGAAUGCUGCUACGCUGAAAUGCAAAAGCACGGGUUCCCUCUGCUCCUCUGCACUUUGUGCAUCGCCGCUGUCAAGCCGGAGCCGUCCGAGUUGGAGGUCGAAAGGCACUUGAUCUACGCGGCGGUGGGGGCACCUAUAGCCCUUCAGGCAAACAUAUCCUCCGGCUCCAGGAGCGGCACAUGGCGGUUCAGUUGCAGGGACAUAGCCGUGUGGAUAGGCAACAUGACAGAUAUCAACAACGACUACUCGGACCGAGCCGAGUUGCUGAGUAACGGAUCCCUGACACUCAGAUCCCUGGCAGUGAAUGACAGCGGAGAAUAUGUUGUUACAGCGAACCCGCCGUUCUCCAACUUCUCAUUCACAUCCCGCAUCGAACUGAAUGUAGUGGUUCCUGUUUCGAAGCCUACAGUUGUAGCCAACCUUUCAGAGGUCUUGGAGGGCAAUGGGACAGUCACACUAAGCUGCGAACUCACUGGUGAUUUACCUGUUAUUCUUUGGAUGAAAGACGGCAAAUGGCUCCAAUAUCACGACAGGAUGAACAUUACAGCAGACAACCAGACAGUGACGAUUACAGCAGUCAAUAGGUCUGAUUCCGGAAGUUAUCAGUGCGAGGGGCACAACUCGUUAGUAGAGAAACAAGCGAUGAACUACGGCUAAC
Pristis pectinata (smalltooth sawfish) is the source of this 1441-nucleotide messenger RNA. RefSeq lists its product as uncharacterized. Lineage: Eukaryota; Metazoa; Chordata; Chondrichthyes; Rhinopristiformes; Pristidae. The record is from RefSeq and is a predicted model, not a curated record. The transcript has 7 exons. The coding region runs from base 1 to 1440 and encodes 479 amino acids.